AUGUUCAGCCGACUCGCCUCUCGUCAACUUGCUGCUUCGCGCGCCGCAAGCCGCACUCUCGCCAGUCCCUCCGCGUCAUGGAACCGCGGCAUGAAGGUCUUGGCUAUCCUCUAUCGUGGCGGCGAGGCGGCGAAGCAAGAGCCCCGUCUCCUGGGCACAGUUGAGAAUGAGCUCGGUCUCCGCUCUUGGCUCGAGUCCCAAGGACACGAGUUCAUCGUCUCUGACGAUAAGGAAGGCCCAAACAGCGUGCUGAGCCAGCACAUUAAGGAUGCGGAAGUUGUCAUCACGACACCCUUCCACCCCGGAUACCUCACCAAGGAUCUCAUUGACACCGCGAAAAAUCUCAAAGUCUGCGUUACAGCCGGCGUCGGCUCUGACCAUGUCGAUCUCAAUGCCGCCGUGGACCGCAAGAUCCAGGUGCUUGAGGUUACAGGCUCAAACGUUACGUCUGUAGCAGAACACGUCGUCAUGACCAUUCUGCUCUUGGUACGCAACUUUGUCCCGGCCCAUGAAAUGAUCGAGCGUGGCGACUGGAUGGUCUCGGACAUUGCCCGCAAUGCUUUCGAUCUUGAGGGCAAGGUGGUUGGCACUAUUGGUGCCGGUCGUAUUGGCUAUCGUGUGCUGGAGCGCUUGAUGCCAUUCGACACUAAGGAGCACCUAUACUAUGACUAUGCAGCUCUCCCCCAAGAGGCGGAGAAGAAGGUCAGGGCUCGUCGUGUCGAAGACCUCAAGGAGAUGGUCUCGCAAUGCGAUGUUGUCACCGUCAACGCCCCCUUGCAUGAGGGAACCAAGGGUCUCGUGAACGCUGAUCUCCUCAAGCACUUCAAGAAGGGUGCUUGGCUCGUAAACACAGCCCGUGGUGCGAUUUGCGACAAGGACGCUGUCGCAGCGGCUCUUAAGAGCGGCCAGCUCACCGGGUACGGAGGCGACGUGUGGAACGUACAGCCUGCACCGAAGGACCACGUCUGGCGGACGAUGAAGAAUUCUCUGGGUGCGGGUAACGGCAUGGUCCCCCAUUAUUCCGGAACGACGCUGGAUGCGCAGGCGCGAUACGCUGCGGGCACGCGCUCGAUCCUUGAGAACUACUUCAAGGGCCAGGCGCAGAACCCCGCGAAUAUUAUUGUGGGCGUAGGCAAGUACGAGAGCAAGGCGUACGGCCAGCGCUGA
Fibroporia radiculosa is the source of this 1167-nucleotide messenger RNA. RefSeq lists its product as uncharacterized. Gene Ontology annotation, cellular component: cytosol. The transcript has 8 exons. Lineage: Eukaryota; Fungi; Basidiomycota; Agaricomycetes; Polyporales; Fibroporiaceae. The record is from RefSeq and is a predicted model, not a curated record. Bases 1 to 1167 code for a protein of 388 amino acids. Gene Ontology annotation, molecular function: oxidoreductase activity, acting on the CH-OH group of donors, NAD or NADP as acceptor; formate dehydrogenase (NAD+) activity; NAD binding.